UGCAACUGUGCUACUGUUAUUUCUGAUUACGACUUACGUCUACAGCCAUUGAAAGUAGCAGUCACAACCUACUAUCAGCCUUCACCAUGGCCACUACUGCAAUGGACUACGAAACCGCCAACGGUGACCGAUUUGAUGAUGAUGGUCCCCGUUACGAGCGUGAUCAGCGAAGCGCGUCUCCCCGAGCCUCCCGUGAUGACGGAAUUGAGACGUCUCGCCGCCGCUCUGCUUCUCCAGCUGCCAACCACCAAGAUCGUGCCCCCAAAGAGGAAAAUGGCAACAAGGACGAGGAUGGUUCUGUUAACCCUGGAUCUAACCUCUUCGUGACUGGAAUCCAUCCCAGGUUGACCGAAGCCGAGGUCACCCGCCUUUUCGAGAAGUAUGGCGAGGUCGAGAAGUGUCAGAUCAUGAAAGACCCCCACACCAAGGAGUCGCGCGGUUUUGGCUUUGUGAAGAUGGUUACAUCUGAUCAAGCCGACGCAGCUAAGGACGGAUUGCAGGGAGAGGAAAUUGAGGGCCGAACCCUUAGCAUUGAGAAGGCUCGUCGCGCCCGCCCUCGCACUCCUACUCCUGGCAAGUACUUCGGUCCUCCCAAGCGAGAGGGUCGUCCUCGCUUUGACGAGCGUCGCCGUGGAGGUGGCUAUGGUGGCGGUGGUGGUGGUGGUUAUGGCGGACGUGACGAUCCGUACCGCUACCGAGGCUAUGAUCGACCUCGCUACGAGGAUCGCGGUGACCGCGGCGACCGUGGUUACCGUGAGGACCGUGGAUAUGAUCGUAGCUACCGUGAUGCUCGAGGUGGCGGUGGCUAUAGUGGCGGCCGAGAGGAUCGCGGAUACGACCGCAGCUAUGAUCGUAACUACGGUAGGGAAGAUCGACGUGAGCGUGGUGGUGGUAGUGGUGCUGCAGCAGCUGCUGCUGGCGGUAGCAGCAGCGGCGGUGGUGGCGGUGGCGGUGAGGAAGGGUACGGACGAAUUGACCGCUAUGCUGGUGGUCGUGAGGAGCGAGACCGCUACGGACCCCGAGGUGGAGAUGAACGACGUGGCCCUGGCUACGAACGUGAACGUUUCGACCGUCCCGAUCGCGAUGGCGGUGCUCGUGCUCGCGAUCCUGCCGCAUCCAGCUAUGGCGAAUCUGCAGCUCGACCCGAGGCCCGCGAAACUUACGGAGGUGCGCCUUGAUCACCGAAAGAACGAUAAUCCGACAUAUUCAGCCUGCCGCUGCUAAUGCGUCAUUCAGGAAACGGUCGCUAUACGCGUUAAGGGUAUUUCCUCCGCACUCGCGUCUCCAUAAUGGUUCGGUGCUCGAUGGUAGUAUCGGGCGUCUCCUUCAUCUUGUGUCAUUUCUCUUCAGGCUUGCGAGUACGGCGGAUACCAUAAAAGAUGUGACAUAUGGA
This is a messenger RNA of Daldinia loculata, 1393 nucleotides long. RefSeq names its product RNA-binding domain-containing protein. The record is from RefSeq and is a predicted model, not a curated record. Gene Ontology annotation, biological process: positive regulation of mRNA splicing, via spliceosome. Gene Ontology annotation, molecular function: RNA binding. NCBI's taxonomy places the organism in Eukaryota, Fungi, Ascomycota, Sordariomycetes, Xylariales, Hypoxylaceae. The transcript has 5 exons. Gene Ontology annotation, cellular component: spliceosomal complex. Bases 87 to 1178 code for a protein of 363 amino acids.